Messenger RNA from Paramecium tetraurelia, 1389 nucleotides. RefSeq lists its product as uncharacterized. The record is from RefSeq and is a predicted model, not a curated record. Gene Ontology annotation, biological process: GPI anchor biosynthetic process. NCBI's taxonomy places the organism in Eukaryota, Ciliophora, Oligohymenophorea, Peniculida, Parameciidae. Gene Ontology annotation, cellular component: endoplasmic reticulum; membrane. The transcript is spliced from 2 exons.
AUGAUAGCAUUUGACUAAAAUCACUCAGAGGAGAUCACUAAAAUAUGUGAUAAGGAUAAAUUGAAUGAAUUAGAUUAUUCACUAAUACAUAUUAAUUGGAGAUAACAUAUUUUGAGAGAGUUCAAUAGGUAUAUUAAUAGUAAACCCAAUUCUGAAGACAAAUAUUAUUAUUGUUAUCUUAGAAAUGAUACUAUAAACACUUUGUUGAAAAUCAUUCUCAAAAUUACAUAUUUUUAGAAAAUAGUAUUCUAAUUUGUAAUAAAAAUUAUGGAAUUUAGAAUUAUGGGCAAAAAUCUCUAAGACUUCGGUUUCUUAUCUUACACUAUGAAGUAAGUGAACUUCAAGUAUAAUUUAUUUAAUAAAUGGAAUGAUCAAGCUGGAGAAUUAGUAUCAUAACACUAGCCUUUAUUUAUAUCUAAUUUGAAAUAUAAUUAUCAUAAGUUGUUCUCAGGUAUCUUAUUUGUGUUUUUGGAUAUAUUAUUUGGUGUAUUAAGUUUGUUAAUACUUUAUUAUAAUGUGACUUAAUUGAGAGACUUCUUACAUAAGUAUGGUUCUAGUAUUCAUAUAGAAGUGUUGUCAAAAGAAGUUGAAUGGUUGAUGGGAUUUCCUGCAGGACUCAAAACCAACAAGCCUUUAAAUUACGUUUUGGGAUAGAUGAUCAUGUAUAUAAUUGUCCUUUGGAAUCACAUUACAACAUUUAUUACACCAUACGAAAACAUUUUAUUAAGAGCUGUAAUGAUAUUUGGAUUGUUUGGAUUAAAUUUUGAAUUGUCCUUGGCUAUAGAUAUUAUAUCUUUAUGCACAAUUCAUGUGUAUUACAUAUAUAAAAUGUUGAUGGUAAUUUAUAGAUAAUUGUGGGUGAUGAUAAUUUGUUUUUAUCGAAUAACCUAAAAUAAAUUUAUCAACAAAUUUAGAAACAAACUAGAAGAUCAUCCAUUUUUAUGGGAUCAAAAGAUUAUCUCUAUGUUUUUAGGUUUCUUUUUACUUAUGAUGAUUCCAACAGUCUCAUUAUACUAUUUUUGGUUCUUGUUGAUUGUGAUAUUCAUCUAUUUAGUAAAAUUAACCUUAAUUAGUUUUCAAAGGAUAUUCAGCAAGUUCCCAUUAUUUUUAUUAUGUUCUUAUUUAUACCUACACAAUAUACCUUAAACAUUGGAGAUGAAUAUUUAAUAAAUAUAAAAUAAUACUGUGAUUGUAAAGAUGAUUUAUAAGAAGGUGAAAAUUACUUAAGUAAUAAAAUUGAAUAAAUUGGUGACUCUAAAAUAACAAUUUAAUAUAGCUUAGAUCAUUAAAUCAAUAUUCGUUGGUUAAGAUAUUAUGAUCAAAUCAAAAACCCAGAAAACAGCGAUUAAAUAAAUUAAACACAGUGUAGAUCAUUUGGUACAAUUAUGA